Molecule: messenger RNA, 5622 nt
Organism: Zootermopsis nevadensis
Lineage: Eukaryota; Metazoa; Arthropoda; Insecta; Blattodea; Termopsidae
Product: lachesin
Cellular component (GO): neuron projection
Source: RefSeq, a predicted model, not a curated record
CUCUCGUCUUGUGUGAAGUUACAUAUCUCUGCCUACAGACUUCAGACUGGAUAUUAGUUUAUAGCAUCGAUCAUUUUCGAUAGUUCGAUUAAAUAUGGCCCCUAUAUACAUUUGUGACGUCGUAAGGUAGAUAUAGAUUUACGUGUGGUCUUUCUUUAUAGAAAUAAUAAUAUAAACAUUAUUUCUAGUAGGAAAAUUUACCAAUUAUCGGUAUUAAAUUAAUAAAUAUUGUACUUCAUUGUAGACAAAAGUGUUGAUAAAUUCUGUUGUGGCAACUGUAAUAUGUCCUGCGAGUAUUGGAUGCGGGUGCUUGUGGAAGGGGCCUCUUGCCGUAUGGGCCCCUGACUCACCUCCGUGUAAUCCUGCUUCACUUUCCGGGCUUUAAUUGCCCCUGUGAUGGGUCCGGAUAGCAGAGGUGGGUGGCCCUGGAUGCUCGUCAUCCUGCUACCAGUCUUCGCCGACGGUCAGAUGUCGGUGACAGAGCAGGAACCAGAGUUUCUUCAGCCACUGGAGAACCACACCGUGACUCAGGGUCGAGACGUUUUCUUCACGUGCAUUGUAAAUCACCUGGGAUCCUACAAGGUGGCGUGGAUCAAAUCGGACUCGAAGGCCAUACUAGCUAUACACACACACAUGGUGGCCCAUAACUCACGGCUCUCUGUGACUCAUAAUGGGCACAACACUUGGAAACUGCAUGUCUCCAAUGUCCAAAUGAAUGACUCUGGAACGUAUAUGUGUCAGAUCAACACGGAUCCUAUGAGAAGCCAGAUGGGUAACCUGGACGUAAAAAUCCCACCUGACAUCUUGGAUGACGAGUCCCCGGACGGAGGUGUGGCACCUGAGAACAGUUCAGUGCGAUUGAAAUGCAAAGCGACCGGUACUCCUGAGCCUACUGUGAUGUGGCGACGAGAGGACAGCAGAAACAUCGUGCUACGUCACGACGGCGGAAGGGAAAAGCAGGCGGUGAGAUCAUUUGACGGAGAGACGCUGUUACUGAACAACAUCCAGAGGACGGACAUGGGAGCCUAUCUCUGCAUAGCAAACAAUGGCAUCCCACCACCUGUCAGCAAACGCUUCGUAGUUCAAGUUCAGUUUCACCCGUUGAUUAAAGUCCCUAAUCAGCUCGUUGCCGCGCCAGUCGGAAGCAAUGUGGACAUCGGAUGUGACGUGGAGGCGUCCCCGAAAGCAAUGAAUAGUUGGUUUAAAGAAACAGGCGAGAAGUUGCUGGGAAGCAAGAAAUACGAGAUAUCAGAAGUGCCGAUCAACGAGUAUUCGCUGCAUAUGAAUCUCAAGGUUCUAAACGUGCAGAAACAUGAUUUUGGGGGCUAUCUGUGUUCCUCUGUGAACGCACUGGGCAAAGUGGAAGGUAGCGUGAGGUUACAAGAGCUCUACCUGGCGCCAAAGACAACAACAAUCCCAUUUCCUGAACGACAUGACAAUAAAUCCCGCAAGAAACCUUCGCCUCAUUCUAAGGACAGUAAAAAAAAGCGAAAACGAAUUAAAGGAGAUCGUAGAGAAGAUGAGAAUGGAAGCGGUGAGGAUGAUGAAGAAUAUGAACCCGUAACGACUGGCUCGUGGCUCGAACCCCGAACUGUGCAGACAAUAAUGCCAAGCGCAACUCGUUCACCGGAUCUGAUCUUCCACCGAAACGUCGCUGACAAUUCCGCCGCGGUCAGCCCAUCACACUACUGCCCUAAUUGCAGUAUUCGUCUUCCAUUGUGGGCAACCGCGGUGCUGGUAGCAAUGAAAAAUUUGCUGAAUAUUCGCCGUUUGAUUAUUUUUUAAGAUAGAACUUGAGGAAAAAAGGAUUUGCCAGAAUUAAAUCCGUCGUUUAAUAGGCAAUUGAAUCCGAACUUGACAGACUCGUAACUUAUCAAAAGACAUGCGUUGAUGUAUCAAAGAGCAACGCUGUUAGUUGUUGUAGAUUCAUACGUAGUGAGAAAAUUUUCAUAAGUGUGACGUACAUGACGUUUAAUGACCUUGCAUACAAUGAUAUAAGGGACUCACAGACAAGGUUUUUGUGUGUGUCCUAUUCUAAAUACGAAAAUUAUUAAUGAGGCUAAUUGUAAAUAUCAUAUUACAGAUUUUUUUUAAAUUGAGCAAACUAAUUAAAAAUUCUGGCUAGUAAUGCAACGCUACAGGAAGUUUACACGUAUUUCUGAACACCUGAAAAUUAUAUCGCUGUUGUGGGCCUCAGGACCCGUAGUUUUUUGACUACGAUACUUCAGUUUUUACAUAAUUUUGCCACGGAUAUUAAAACGGAGGUCCUCUAACCUGCUUUAACUAAUUUCUGGGAAGACGGAACAAUAGUUUACUGACUACUACUUUAAAGAAACAGAUUUGACACGAAUUUGAAAUCUACAGAACCUAUUUUGCUAGGGGCAAUUUUUUUCGCGCUGAACCUCCUUACAAGAUACGUAAUUUUGAAAUCUUUACACACAUCGGAAAAUAUACGCGUUUUUAAGUUCUCGUUUUAACCCAAAGUGACGAAAUAUACUAUCAUUAGCACGUGUUUUGGCCUAUUUUUCAUUAUUAUUUUAUUUUAGGAAAAUCAGCGUAGUUUUUAUAGUCCACUGAUGUCACGGUAGACUAUUUCUGUCGAGUGUAAUUUUGAAAAUUUAUUUGAUUAAAAUUUAAUCUGAAUUUUUGUAAUUGUCGUCAGUUACAAACCUCCGGGUCUACUAGACGGGCAGACAGGGUUUAUGAUGAACAUGGAAUUUUAAAUUUGGAGGAAGGUCAUAUCGAAAAUGUACGGCCAGAAAGAAAUGCUUAUAACUUUUGUCUGAAUACCAGAACAGUUCUCGAGAGUGGUACAAUCGGAUUUAGUGGUCACAGAUAAAGUGAAAGUUUACGUUUCAUUGAACUCUGCAGCGAGCUUGAAAAUGUUAGUAACUUGUCACAUUAAUUGUUUAUACGAUAUAUAUUUCAGUCUGUCCCCAUUACUCUGAAAAAGUUUCAGAAUGAAAUAUACUUUAAAAAGUUUUUUAAGCCGUAUAAACAAAGUACUGAAGAGAGUUUGAACAAGUGGUUUUACGAUUAUUAAAACGAAUUCAUUUACAUAAAAAGAACAUAGCUCCAUCUUGUAUAAAACAAGUAAAUAUUCAUUAUAUCGUAUAUAUUUUUAUUUAAACUCAGUCUUUAUACGCUAGAAGUAUCCAUAUUGUACAACUCUUGAGAGUGACUGUACUGGGAGACGAGACAAAGAAAGCAAAUAACGAUACAAUAAUAUUACAAUAAUAACCCAUAUCGAUUUUCAUACCUGUAAAAUAAUAUUAUGUAAUAGAUAAAAAUAACUCUGUCAUAUCUCUAUGUUAGUACGAGUUUAUAAAAGAUGGACUUUCAUCUUCUGGUUGUUUCGUCUUAUAAGUUUUCUUCUUGGUUUAGUGCCAUUGUUGUCAUACGAAUAAGGCUCGUAACUCAGAUAUAUUUACGUUGUCUCGUAGGCAGACACCGUUUAUAUAAAAUGUUUGUAGCGAUAAUAUCAGUGUUUAACCUCACCGUGCUUAUUUGAUUAUUGAGCCAAACAUUUGCUGCUGACAUUUUGUUAAAGUUCUUGCUUUAUUAAUACAUUAAAUGUCCGUUCAUAAUACGACGUAAAUCAGCCGAGGUAUCUUAAAUGACAAAUAUCUAGUAGUGCAACACGAAGGUCUAACAAAUUUAUUGUAAAAUUCAUCGAGUUUUAUUCACCUCUUAUCUUCAAAGUCAACUCGUCUAAUAAGAUGUAUCUUAAUGUUAAAACUACCGUCUCCUUCUUGGUCUUUCAAGUUACCGCUUUUCAAAAUAUCUCUUCUGCUAAUAUUUUGUACGCUUUUCUUAUGUCUCGUCCCAACUAUUCUAAUUUGACCACUUUAACAACUUUUUUUGUACAAAUUACGAAGUUUUGCGGUAGGCCACGUCUUGCUCUGACGCAAUCCCUCAUUAUGUAUUUUCUUUAAAGUUGUUACCGUGUUUCACACCCAUAAAUGCGAUCGGUAACAUAAUUGUAACUGUGCACCCAAUUUUCUGGAAGAAUUAAGAACAAAGAACGUGGCUGCUUCCUUUCUAUUAAGACGGACACGAAGUGUUUUUUGAAUAUUUUAUCGUCCUGUCUUUAAUACUAAAUUUGUAUUAAAAAAUAUUGUAAAACCCUUAACCCAUUUUAUCACGAAAUAACAUAAAAGAGAAAUUUUUAAAAUAUGGACACUUAUUUAUUUUAUCGGCGAACCUCUGCACAUUCGCCAUUGAUUCUGCUAUAUUUUGUGAGGUUAGGUUCGAAUCAGGUGGCAGGGGUCACCAAAUGCCUCAAAGCUGCAGAAAUGUUACUGUACGUUCAUAAAGCAACUUUGUGUUAAGACUUUCUGAGCUCUGCAUGGAGACUGAGUAAAUGUUCCAUCCCUCUUUUUCAAUCUUAUACACAAUUCUUUUCAGAAAUCGAAUUCCUUUGCAUAAUCUGUGAAGAAGUGUGACGGGAUGUGCAGAAAUCUUUUGUUGACUUUCCUGCUUUUAUACUGAGAACUUCCAAUAUCUGCUGUCAAACGAGAAAACUUUUAUCCUUUUCUCAAAGAAAAGAAUCAAAGUACAAUGUAUUUUUUUCCCCCAGUACUGAUUUCUCUUAGCGGAAAGUUGAAUAUUUCGGACCUGAGAAUUAUAAAGACGCCAUUGUAACGUUUGCCUGAAAAUAGAAACUCCCACUGUACAGAAUGUGUGAAAAGACUACGCAGUAACAUUUUAUUAUACGUAUUUAUGGAAAAGGUCUGAUGUUCAAUUUUUUUUCUCUUUGUCGAAAGAGAUAUUUAUCAAAUCUUUCUAUUUUAUUGUUUUAGGUACAGUCACUUUUCAUUUUGUAUGAAUAAUUUUAACUGCUGUCAAAGAUCAACAAUCCAAAAUCUUGAAACGUGAGGAUUAUUUAAAAAAAAACAAUAUGAAAUAAUGACUCCAUGUUAAAUAUAUAUCAAAACAUUGUUUCAAAGCAACGAAUAGACAAUUAUAAUAAAUCUGUUUCGUUGUUUAUUUUACACGCGUAUUAAAAUCGUUUAAAGUUAAAGUCAAGAAAUACUACAUAUAUAUAGGCCUAUAUAAUCGUAAUUAUAAUUGUGUAUAAAGGUUCUUUAAAGUACGUAAACAUUUAAGGUUCAUAUAUUUUGAUAUAUAACUACCUAGUAGGUCACUUUCUUUUAUUUUAUCGCUAUCGACUGAAUCGCAUAUAAGAUUGGAACGUGAUAUUUUGUUUCGAUAAAGUCAAUGACAAUCUUAAAAUAAAUAUUAAUUUAAGUUUAGGUGUGUUAUAUAAUUUUAUUUAUACCAAAAAACGAGUGAAUUUGUUGUUAUGAAUUAACAGUGUUAUUUUCUGUGCAGUAAAAUGAAUAUACAUUUUUAAUACAUUUCUUUUGGUAGCAAUUACAUUUUUGUUAGUGUUCAAGACACGCUACGCUAAGCAAGUAUGCUGUUUACGUAUUCAUCAAUGGUGAUACCAUUAUCAGCGACUAUUCUACAUCAAAAUUGUCAGAAAAAUUCACAUAUUUAAUGUUGUUUAAGAUAUUUCAGGGUGGUGACUCUGUAAACCCAAUAUUAUUUAAGUAGGUGAUAAAUUACUUACAUUUAUUCUGCCAAAAGAUCAUAAAUAAAUUUCCCCUUGUGCGAGUA